AAUUUCGUAUUUGAAACUUUAAAAUUUAAAAAGUGUUUGACAAAAUUGAUUUUUGCAGGCAAUUUGGAGGUACGUCAUGACCCACGACCUUUCGGCUGUAUGUCGUGCCGACGUAGACAACAUGAAAGUCAUAAAAAUGGUAAUGGCUUUGCCACACCUGCCAGCACAGAGAGGACCUCCUCACAGCGACCGAGUUCCUCCCUUCUCAAUAGUUGAUGGCCUAAAUGCAAUCAUAGAUUACAUUAAUGAGGGAGAGAUGGAUGCUCGGUUGCAGAACUUAACAGCUUAUGUGAGGAGAUUCUGGGUGGGUGUGAUUGGCGUGGAGUCAUUGUCUACUUUUGGUUGCGCCAGGAGGACCAACAAUGACCUCGAGUCAUUCCACGCCAAACUUCUCUGUGCGUUUGGCGUGAAUCUCGACAUAUGGAGCUUCAUAAGAAGGCUCCAGUUAAUAGAGAGAACCUCCUAUGACAAUCUCAUUAGAGUACAUAGAGAGAUUGCGGUCAACCGACCGAAAAAAGACAAAGUUACUCGCGAUGUCAAGAAGGCGAUAUGUCGUCUUAUAAACGGCGAGAUCACAAUAAUACACUUUCUGAGUGCAGUGGCUCAUGGUGCCGACAACAUUAUCAAUAGGCCACUGCCUCAGAAUGAGUGGUUCCUUCUUGACAUCGCUGGAGAGGAAGAAGUAAUGUGAGAAGGUAAGAGUCAGAUUGGCAAGAUAACCAUUACAAUCAAUGGUCGACAGCCAAAAAGUUACAUAUUACUUGUACCUUAAUUUUAG
Messenger RNA from Nilaparvata lugens (brown planthopper), 778 nucleotides. RefSeq lists its product as uncharacterized. The transcript is spliced from 2 exons. Bases 77 to 691 code for a protein of 204 amino acids. NCBI's taxonomy places the organism in Eukaryota, Metazoa, Arthropoda, Insecta, Hemiptera, Delphacidae. The record is from RefSeq and is a predicted model, not a curated record.